ACAGUCACAGCCGCCACUAGCCGCCACUUGCCACCCGAAAUAUUCGACAAUGACUGCUUUGCCUCCCGUAAAUGAGGUUUUGAACUCGCCCACUGAGGCGAACGCCAAGAGCCUCUACUCCCUGGUGCUCGAAGCCGAAGCAGCUGCAUCGGGUCAUGAACAGAACCUCGUCCGCUCCCGCAUUCUUGGCUACCUCAUUCUUCACCCCCUUGGAGAUCAGUCCCGUGCCCGCGUCCUGCUAGAAAUCGCAUCAUGCAACCGGAAUCAUGACAAUAGAAACGAGGUUUUAUACCAACUUGGCGAGUUUUAUCUGCAGCAUUUCAUUCGCCCUUUCAGAAAGACAAAGGGUCCGACGCCUGUCCCUUCUAGCCACCCAUCGAGACCGUCAUUUGAUCGACUACAGGAAAGUAUCAAGGAAGUCCUGCAACACAGUCCUCAGGAUCAUAAAACAGCUAAAUCCAGUGCGCUGAUCAGGGAUGACUUCCGCUGCAUGGUCACUGGCGCAGUAGACCGCGCCAGUGCGAGGAAAUACAAGAAAGUGGCAGAGCAGGCUGUUGGAAAGCGGAUUCUGAAGACAGAAUGCUGUCAUAUUUUCCCGGAAUCUACCAACAACCUUGAUGGCAAAGUUAGCGACAAGGUCGACUACGCAGCCGGAGUAUGGACUGUCCUGGAUAUGUUUGGCUACCGGGAGAUUCGAGAGGAGCUUGAGGGAUCCAAAAUUCACCGUCUGGAAAACAUCAUGACGCUCACUACAGACAUACAUGACAUGAUGGACUGUUUGGAGCUCUGGUUUGAAGAAGUUAAGGACAAGGAGAAUUGUUAUCGCAUACAAAUCAGGGGUCCAGAUCCGCAACUGUUCAUGAAAGGCGGGGACAUUCCAUCGCAGGUGCAAUUUGUCGCACAUCAUAAUUUACCUCUCCCAAGUCCGAAGUAUCUUCGCAUCCAUGCGGCGUGCUGUAGAGUUGCACAUUUGUCGGGAGCUGCGGAGUACCUUGAUAGGGUCUUGCGUGAUAUGGAGGAGUUGCCUGUUCUUGCAGAGAAUGGUGCAUCAGCUGAUGUCCUCGCCCAUGCUCUUCUGUAUCUUGUGCCUCCCGUUUAGCGCACCGUACCCUUACCAUGGUUGGCUGCACCCAGCAGCGUAUAGUGUACUUAACGCACAAAAUAAUACACGUUAACCAGCUCUUCCCACUUUCGC
Laetiporus sulphureus 93-53 is the source of this 1195-nucleotide messenger RNA. RefSeq lists its product as uncharacterized. The transcript has 5 exons. The coding region runs from base 50 to 1099 and encodes 349 amino acids. NCBI's taxonomy places the organism in Eukaryota, Fungi, Basidiomycota, Agaricomycetes, Polyporales, Laetiporaceae. The record is from RefSeq and is a predicted model, not a curated record.